AUGGAGGUAAGUUUUGAAAAGAGACACUAUCUGUCAAGCAGUAACACCUUUUAUUUUAUUAAUGUUUUGUAACACAAGUAAAUGGUUUAAAUUUUAUCAAAAUAAACAUAUACAGUGUAUUUAAAUUGACAUUUAAAGUCAAAUUUGAUGUUUCAAAAUCUACAUUUUUUAUGUUUUGAACAGAUAUUGUGAUACAUUUAAUCCAUGUGUCUGUUUUUCAUUUCUGGUAAGACCUAAGAUGGCCAUUGAUAUGUGCAAGAUGGGCACCAGUGCCAUCAUUCAUUAUUAUUAUUUUUUGCCAUGGGGCGGAGAGAAGUUGUACAGAUAAUUUCCUGCAAUUCUACACAUUUUCCCAUAGUGUGGAGGCAAAAGUUUGCAGUUUUUAAUAUGAUAACGGUAAUUCGACCAUGCUUACUAUAAGUUUAGAUAGCUGGCCGCUAGACAAACAUACCAAUCUAGAAAGAAAUGCUGACAUGGGAAAUUUUGAAACUGCACCUUGUGGCUAUUACUCUAAUUCUCAAGAAUAAGUUGAGACCCUGACUGAGUUAUAUAUAUACAGUGUGGAAAAAAAGUAUUUAGUCAGCCACCAAUUGUGCAAGUUCUCCCGCUUAAAAAGAUGAGAGAGGCCUGUAAUUUUCAUCAUAGGUACACGUCAACUAUGACAGACAAAUUGAGAUUUUUUUUCUCCAGAAAAUCACAUUGUAGGAUUUUUAAUGAAUUUAUUUGCAAGUUAUGAUGGAAAAUAAGUAUUUGGUCACCUACAAACAAGCAAGAUUUCUGGCUCUCACAGACCUGUAACUUCUUCUUUAAGAGGCUCCUCUGUCCUCCACUCGUUACCUGUAUUAAUGGCACCUGUUUGAACAUGUUAUCAGUAUAAAAGACACCUGUCCACAACCUCAAACAGUCACACUCCAAACUCCACUAUGGCCAAGACCAAAGAGCUGUCAAAGGACACCAGAAACAAAAUUGUAGACCUGCACCAGGCUGGGAAGACUGAAUCUGCAAUAGGUAAGCAGCUUGGUUUGAAGAAUUCAACUGUGGGAGCAAUUAUUAGGAAAUGGAAGACAUACAAGACCACUGAUAAUCUCACUCGAUCUGGGGCUCCACGCAAGAUUUCACCCCGUGGGGUCAAAAUGAUCACAAGAACGGUGAGCAAAAAUCCCAGAACCACACGGGGGGACCUAGUGAAUGACCUGCAGAGAGCUGGGACCAAAGUAACAAAGCCUACCAUCAGUAACACACUAUGCCGCCAGGGACUCAAAUCCUGCAGUGCAAGACGUGUCCCCCUGCUUAAGCCAGUACAUGUCCAGGCCUGUCUGAAGUUUGCUAGAGUGCAUUUGGAUGAUCCAGAAGAGGAUUGGGAGAAUGUCAUAUGGUCAGAUGAAACCAAAAUAUAACUUUUUGGUAAAAACUCAACUCGUCGUGUUUGGAGGACAAAGAAUGCUGAGUUGCAUCCAAAGAACACCAUACCUACUGUGAAGCAUGGGGGUGGAAACAUCAUGCUUUGGGGCUGUUUUUCUGCAAAGGGACCAGGACGACUGAUCCGUGUAAAGGAAAUAAUGAAUGGGGCCAUGUAUCGUGAGAUUUUGAGUGAAAACCUCCUUCCAUCAGCAAGGGCAUUGAAGAUGAAACGUGGCUGGGUCUUUCAGCAUGACAAUGAUCCCAAACACACCGCCUGGGCAAUGAAGGAGUGGCUUCGUAAGAAGCAUUUCAAGGUCCUGGAGUGGCCUAGCCAGUCUCCAGAUCUCAACCCCAUAGAAAAUCUUUGGAGGGAGUUGAAAGUCUGUGUUGCCCAGCGACAGCCCCAAAACAUCACUGCUCUAGAGAUCUGCAUGGAGGAAUGGGCCAAAAUACCAGCAACAGUGUGUGAAAACCUUGUGAAGACUUACAGAAAACAUUUGACCUGUGUCAUUGCCAACAAAGGGUAUAUAACAAAGUAUUGAGAAACUUUUGUUAUUGACCAAAUACUUAUUUUCCACCAUAAUUUGCAAAUAAAUUCAUUAAAAAUCCUACAAUGUGAUUUUCUGGAUUUUUUUUCUUCUCAUUUUGUCCGUCAUAGUUGACGUGUACGUAUGAUUAAAAUGACAGGCCUCUCUCAUCUUUUUAAGUGGGAGACCUUGCACAAUUGGUGGCUGACUAAAUACUUCUUUUCCCCCACUGUAUACAGUUGAAGUCGGAAGUUUACAUACACCUUAGCCAAAUACAUUUAAACUCAGUUUUUCACAAUUCCUGACAUUUAAUCCUAGUAAAGAUUCCCUGUCUUAGGUCAGUUAGGCUCACCACUUUAUUUUAAGAAUGUGAAAUGUCAGAGUAAUAGUAGAGAGAAUGAUUUAUUUCAGCUUUUAUUUCUUUCAUCACAUUCCCAGUGGGUCAGAAGUUUACAUACUCUCAAUUAUUAUUUGGUAGCAUUGCCUUUAAAUUGUUUUACUUGGGUCAAACGUUUCAGGUAGCCUACCACAAGCUUUUUCAGUUCUGCCCACACAUUUGCUAUAGGAUUGAGGUCAGGGCUUUGUGAUGGCCACUCCAAUACCUUGACUUUGUUGUCCUUAAGCCAUUAUGCCACAACUUUGGAAGUAUGCUUGGGGUCAUUGUCCAUUUGGAAAACCCAUUUGCGACCAUGCUUUAACUUCCUGACUGAUGUCUUGAGAUGUUGCUUCAAUAUAUCCACAUAAUUGUCCUUCCUCAUGAUGCCAUUUAUUUUGUGAAGUGCACCAGUCCCUCCUGCAGCAAAGCACCCCCACAGUAUGAUGCUGCCACCCCCGUGCUUCACGGUUGGGAUGAUGUUCUUCGGCUUGCAAGCAACCCCCGUUUUCCUCCAAACAUAACGAUGGUCAUUAUGGCCAAACAGUUCUAUUUUUGUUUCAUCAGACCAGAGGAAAUUUCUCCAAAAAGUACGAUCUUUGUCCCCAUGUGCAGUUGAAAACCGUAGUCUGGCUUUUUUAUGGCAGUUUUGGAGCAGUGGCUUCUUUAUUGCUGAGCGGCCUUUCAGGUUAUGUCGAUAUAGGACUCGUUUUACUGUGGAUAUAGAUACAUUUGUACCUGUUUCCUCCAACAGCUUCACAAGGUCCUUUGCUGUUGUUCUGGGAUUGAUUUGCACGUUUCGCACCAAAGUACGUUCAUCUCUAGGAGACAGAACGCGUCUCCUUCCUGAGCGGUAUGACGGCUGUGUGGUCCCAUGGUGUUUAUACUUACGUACUAUUGCUUGUACAGAUUAAAGUUGUACCUUCAGGCGUUUGGAAAUUGCUCCCAAUGAUGAACCAGACUUGUGGAGGUCUACAAUUUUCUGAGGUCUUGGCUGAUUUCUUUUGAUUUUCCCAUGAUGUCAAGAAAAGAGGCACUGAGUUUGAAGGUAGGCCUUCAACUACAUCCACAGGUACACCUCACCUUGACUCAAAUGAUGUCAAUUAGCCUAUCAGAUGUUUCGAAAGCCAUGACAUCAUUUUCUGGAAUUUUGUAAGCUGUUUAAAGGCACAGUCAACUUAGUGUAUGUAAACUUCUGACCCACUGGAAUUGUGAUACAGUGAAUUAUAAGUGAAAUAAUCUGUCUGUAAACAAUUGUUGGAAAAAUUACUUGUGUCAUGCACAAAGUAGAUGUCCUAACCGACUUGCCAAAACUAUAGUUUGUUAACAAGAAAUUUGUGGAGUGGUUGAAAAUGAGUUUUAAUGACUCCAACCUAUGUGUAUGUAAACUUCCGACUUCAACUGUAUAUAUACACUGCUCAAAAAAAUAAAGGGAACACUUAAACAACACAAUGUAACUCCAAGUCAAUCACACUUAUGUGAAAUCAAACUGUCCACUUAGGAAGCAACACUGAUUGACAAUAAAUGUCACAUGCUGUUGUGCAAAUGGAAUAGACAACAGGUGGAAAUUAUAGGCAAUUAGCAAGACACCCCCAGGACUGGUUUUGCAGGUGGUGAUAACAGACCACUUCUCAGCUCCUAUGCUUCCUGGCUGAUGUUUUGGUCACUUUUGAAUGCUGGCAGUGCUUUCACUCUAGUGGUAGCAUGAGACGGAGUCUACAACCCACACAAGUGGCUCAGGUAGUGCAGCUCAUCCAGGAUGGCACAUCAAUGCGAGCUGUGGCAAGAAGGUUUGCUGUGUCUGUCAGCGUAGUGUCCAGAGCAUGGAGGCGCUACCAGGAGACAGGCCAGUACAUCAGGAGACGUGGAGGAGGCUGUAGGAGGGCAACAACCCAGCAGCAGGACUGCUACCUCCGCCUUUGUGCAAGGAAGAGCAGGAGGAGCACUGCCAGAGCCCUGCAAAAUGACCUCCAGCAGGCCACAAAUGUGCAUGUGUCUGCUCAAACGGUCAGAAACAGACUCCAUGAGGGUGGUAUGAGGGCCCGACGUCCACAGGUGGGGGUUGUGCUUACAGCCCAACACCGUGCAGGACGUUUGGCAUUUGCCAGAGAACACCAAGAUUGUCAAAUUCGCCACUGGCGCCCUGUGCUCUUCACAGAUGAAAGCAGGUUCACACUGAGCACAUGUGACAGACGUGACAGAGUCUGGAGACGCCGUGAAGAAAGUUCUGCCUCUUGCAACAUCCUCCAGCAUGACCGGUUUGGAGGGUGGGUCAGUCAUGGUGUGGGGUGGCAUUUCUUUGGGGGGCCGCACAGCCCUCCAUGUGCUCGCCAGAGGUAGCCUGACUGCCAUUAGGUACCGAGAUGAGAUCCUCAGACCCCUUGUGUAUAUAUACACUGCUCAAAGAAAUUAAGGGAACACUAAAAUAACAUUCUUCUGAAUGUUUUUGUUGUUAUUCUGUCUCUCACUGUUCAAAUAAACCUACCAUUAAAAUUAUAGACUGAUCAUGUCUUUGACAGUGGGCAAACGUACAAAAUCAGCAGGUGAUCAAAUAAUUUUUUACCUCACUGUAUAUACAGUGCAUUCGGAAAGGAUUCAGACCCCUUGACUUUUUUCACAUUUUGUUACGUUACAGCUUUAUUCUAAAAUUGAUUCAAUUGUUGUUGUUUUUUCUCAUCAAUCUACACAAAUACCCCAUAAUGACAAAGCAAAAACUGGUUUUUAGAAAUGUUUGCACAUUUAUAAAAUAAAUAAAUGGAAAUAUCACAUUUACAUAAGUAUUCAGACCCUUUACUCAGUACUUUGUUGAAACACCAAUGGCAGCAAAAACAGCCUAGAGUCUUCUUUGGUAUGACGCUACAAGCUUGGCACACCUGUAUUUGGGGAGUUUCUCCCAUUCUUCUCUGCAGAUCACCUCAAUCUCCUUCAGGUUGGAUGGGGAGUGUCGCUGCACAGCUAUUUCCAGGUCUCUCCUGAGAUGUUCGACCGGGUUCAAGUCCGGGCUCUGUCUGGGACACUCAAGGACAUUCAGAGACUUGUCCCGAAGCCACUCUUGUGUUGUUUUGGCUUUGUGCUUAGGGUCGUUGUCAUGUUGGAAGAUGAACAUUAACCCCAGUCUGAGAUCCUGAGUUUCUGGAGCAAGUUUUCAUCAAGGAUCUCUCUGUACUUUGCUCUAUUAAUCUUUCCCUCAAUCCUGACUAGUCUCCCAUUCCCUGCCACUGAAAAACAUCCCCACAGCAUGAUGCUACCACCAUGCUUCACAGUAUGGAUAGUGCCAGGUUUCCUCCAGACAUGGCGCUUGGCAUUCAGGCCAAAGAGUACAAUAUUGGUUUCAUCAGACCAUAAAAGCUUAUUUCUCAUGGUCUGAGAGUCCUUUAGGUGCCUUUUGGGAAACUGAGGAGUGGCUUCUGUCUGGUCACUCUACCAUAAAGGCCUGAUUGGUGGAGUGCUGCAGAGAUGGUUGUCCUUCUGGAAGGUUCUCCCAUAUCUACAGAGGAACUCUGGAGCUCUGUCAGAGUGACUAUCGGAUUCUUGGUCCUCUCCUUGACUGAGGCACUUCUCCCCCGAUUGCUCAGUUUGGCCGGGCGGCCAACUCUGGGAAGAGUCUUGGUGGUUCUAAACUUCUUCCAUUUAAGAAUGAUGGAGUCCACUGUGUUCUUGGAUGUUCAAUGCUGCAGACAUUUUUUGGUACCCUUCCCAUGAUCUGUGCCCCGACACAAUCCUGACUCAGAGCUCUACGGACAAUUCCUUCGACCUCAAGGCUUGGUUUUUGCUCUGACAUGCAAUGUCAACUGUGGGACCUUAUAUAGACAGGCGUGUGCCUUUCCAAAUCAUGUCUAAUCAAUUGAAUAUACAACAGGUGGACUCCAAUAAAGUUGUAGAAACAUCUCAAGAAUCAUCAUUGGAAACAGGAUGCAGCUGAGCUCAAUUUCGACUUUCAUAGCAAAGAGUCUGAAUACUUAAGUAAAUAAGGUAUUUCUGUUUUUAAUUUUUAAAACAUUUGCAAAAUUCAAAAAACCUGUUUUCGCUUUGUCAUUAUGGGGUAUUGUGUGUAGAUUGAUAAGGAAAAUGUUUUAUUUAAUCCAUUUUAGAAUAACGCUGUAACGUGACAAAAUGUGGCGAAAGGGAAGGGGUCUGAAUACUUUCCGAAUGCAGUGUAUUUAUAAAAUACUGUACAAGUCAAAAGUUUGGACACACCUACUCAUUCCAGGGUUUUUCUUCAGUUUUACUAUUUUCUACAUUGUAGAAUAAUAAUGAAGACAUCAAAACUAUGAAUGAACACAUAUGGAAUCAUGUAGUAACCAAAAAAGUGUUUAACAAAUCAAAAUAUAUUAUAUAUUUGAGAUUCUUCAAAGUAGCCACCCUUUGCCUUGAUGACAGCUUUGCACACUAUUGGCAUUGUCACAUGUGUCAUGUGACACUUAGAUUGCACACAGGUGGACUUUAUUUAACUAAUUAUGUGACUUCAGAAGAUAAUUGGUUUAUUUCACUUAACCAAUUUGUACAAUUGUGUGUUUCCAUUACAUGAAAUCCAAAUAAAAAUCCAUUUAAAUUACAGGUUGUAAUUCAACAAAAUUGGUUAAAAUGCCAAAGCGGAUGAAUACUUUUGCAAGCCACUAUACGUUCAAAUGGCUCUCCUGUGAAGUAGUGACAUGCAACAUACGCCUAGUUUCCCGAAACUAGUCACGCACAUAGAGUACCAAUCAAAAGUUUGGACACACCUACUCAUUCCAGGGUUCUUCUUUAUUUUUACUAUUUUCUACAUUGUAGAAUAAUAGUGAAGACAUCAAAACUAUGAAAUAACACAUAUGGAAUCAUGUAAUAACCAAAAAAGUGUUAAACUAAAUAAAAUAUAUUUUAUAUUUGAGAUUCUUCAAAGUACCCAUCCUUUGCCUUGAUGACAGCUUUCCACACUCUUGGCAUUGUCACAAACAGCUUCAGGAGGAAUGCUUUUCCAAUGGUCUUGAAGGAGUUCCCACAUUUGCUGAGCACUUCUUGGCUGAUUUUCCUUCACUCUGCCGUCCGAGUCAUCCCAAACCAUCUCAAUUGGGUUGAGGUCGGGUGAUUGUGGAGGCCAGGUCAUCUGAUGCAGCACUCCAUCACUCUCCUUCUUGGUAAAAUAGCCCUUAAACAGCCUGGAGGUGUGUUGGGUCAUUGUCCUGUUGAAAAACAAAUGAUAGUCCCACUAAGCCCAAACUAGAUGGGAUGGCGUAUCGCUGCAGAAUGCUGUGGUAGCCACGCUGGUUAAGUGUGCCUUGAAUUGUAAAUAAAUCACAGACAGUGUCACCAGCAAAGCACCCCCACACCAUAACAUCUCCUCCUCCAUGCUUUACGGUAGGAAAUACACAUGCGGAGAUCAUCCGUUCACCCACACUGCGUCUCACAAAGACACAGCAGUUGGAACCAAAAAUCUCAAAUUUGGACUCCAGACCAAAGGACACAUUUCCACCGGUCUAAUGUCCAUUGCUCCUGUUUCAGCAGGUCUCUUCUUUUUAUUGGUGUCUAGUAGUCGUUUCUUUGCAGCAAUUCGACCCUGAAGGCCUGAUUCACACAGUCCCCUCUGAACAGUUGAUGUUGAGAUGUGUCUGUGACUUCAACUGUGAAGCGUUUAUUUGGGCUGCAAUUUCUUAGGCUGGAAACUCUAAUGAACUUAUCCCCUGCAGCAGAGGUAACUCUGGGUCUUCCAUUCCUGUGGUGGUCCUCAUGAGAGCCAGUUUCAUCAUAGCGCUUGAUGGUUUCUGUGACUGCACUUGAAGAAACUUUAAAAGUUCUUGAAAUGUUCAGUUUUGACUGACCUUCAUGUCUUAAAGUAAUGAUGGACUGUCGUUUCUCUUUGCUUAUUUGAGCUGUUCUUGCGAUAAUAUGGACUUUUACCGAAUAGGGCUAUCUUCUGUAUACCCCCCCCCCCCCCUUGUCUCAACACAACUGAUUGGCUCAAACGCAUUAAGAAGGAAAGAAAUUCCACAAAUUAACUUUUAAGAAGACACACCUGUUAAUUGAAAUGCAUUCCAGGUGACUAACUCAUGAAGCUGGUUGAGUGAAUGCCAAGAGUGUGUAAAGCUUUCAUCAAGGCAAAUAGUGGCUAUUUGAAGAAUCUGAAAUAUAAUAUAUUGUUUAACUUGUUUAACACUUUUUUGGUUACUUCAUGAUUCCAUAUGUGUUAUUUCAUAGUUUUGAUGUCUUCACUAUUACUCUACAAUGUAAAAAAUAGUAAAAAUAAAGAAAAACCUUUGAAUGAAUAGGUGUAUCCAAACCUUUGACUGGUACUGUACAUAUUGAUAGGUAAAGACCUUUAGAGUUUAAUUUGGGAGAUGGUAACUAUAGAAACAACUUCUUCCGUGGUGCCCCAAAUCCUAAUGAGUUAAUUGUUACAUGAUGAAUUUAAUCGAGUAACAAUUAAAUGUAGUUAGUUGAUUCUAUAAAUAACAGUCAUCAUAUUAAUGAAAGUCACAUCACGACAACUGGAACUAAGGGGCCUAGCACAAACCAUGAAAAACAGCCCUAGACAAUUAUUUCUCCUCCACCAAACUUUACAGUUGGCAGAAUGCAUUCGGGCAGAUAGCAUUCUCCUGUUGUCCGCCAAACCCAGAUUUGUUCGUCGGACUGACAGAUGGUGAAGCGUGAUUCAUCACUCCAGAGAAUGCGUUUCCACUGCUCCAUAGUCCAAUGGCGGUGAGCUUUACACCACUCAAACCGACGCAUGGCAUUGUACAUGGUGAUCUUAGGCUUGUGUGCGGCUGCUCGGCCAUGGAAACACAUUUCAUGAAGCUCCCGACGAACAGUUCUUGUGCUGAUGUUGCUUCCAGAGGCAGUUUGGAACUCGAUAGUGAGUGUUGCAACCGAGAACAGACCAUUUUUAUGCGCUACGUGCUUUAGCACUCGGCUGUCCCGUUAUUAGAGCUUUUGUGGCCUACCACUUCACGGCUGAGCCGUUGUUGCUCCUAGACAUUUCCACUUCACAAUAACAGCACUUACAAUUGACAGGGGCAGCUCUAGCGGGGCAGAAAUUUGACGAAAUGACUUGUUGGAAAGGUGGCAUCCUAUGACGGUGCCACGUUGAAAGUCACUGAGCUCUUCAGUAAGGCCAUUAUACUGCCAAUGUUUGUCUAUGGAGAUUGCAUGGCGGUGUGCUCGAUUUUAUAAACCUGUCAUCAAUGGGUGUGGCUGAAAUAGCCGACUCCACUAAUUUGAAGGGGUGUCCACAUACUUUUGUAUAUAUACAGUAUUGUAUAUAAUGACUUAUCAUGAUCAGUUCAGAUGGGAGUCUCUCUCUUUCUCUUUCUCUUUCUCUCUCUCUCUCUCUCUCUCUCUCUCUCUCUCUCUCUCUUCCUCUUCCUAUUUCUCUCUCCGUUCUGUAAUGAAUAAAUAAAAUAGACUUUACCUUCUAUUAUCAGCUCACUUGUAGCCCUCACACAUUUAUAUUUGAAAUGAGACACACUUCGUUUGCUGGCAAUUUGCCUUCCUCAGCAGUCGUGUAGUUGAUAAGGCAGAACCUAUUAAAUUGGUGUAAAUCGUUGCUCGUGGUGGAGUUGCGUGGAUGCUGAGAAAAUAUAAAUGUUGUGCAUUAUCAAUGCAGGGAUUGAGUUUGACGUGGAUGUUAUGUGUAGAAAGUGGCUUUCUAUAUUCAAAGAGAGAGAGCGUGCGUGCGUCCCUGCAUCUUUCCAUGCAGUGUGCGUGCAUGCAUGCCAGCAUGCGUGUCUCUGCCUGUGGUCUAUGUCUAUGCCUGUGGUGUGUGCCUGUACCUCUGCCCAUGCCUAUGCCUGUUUCGGUGUCGGUGCCUGUGUUUCAAGAUGAGACAUUAUGUACUCUGUGCUGUGCCUAUCAGCCAAAGGUUGGGUACAUUUAAUUUCCCAUACUGUGGAGGGGCCAGUAGGUUGUCCUCUGUAAAUCAGAGGCCUCUGGGAUUAGCUCUUGUAUUAGCCACUAGGUCACACAUUCGAAUGGCUUCAGAACGCGCCCCUCUCUCUCUCUCUCUCUCUCUCUCUCUCUCUCUCUCUCACACUCACACUCAGGAGCUGAAGAGUUGGUGUCCUGCGGGACAGACAGAGUUAAAUGUCUUGGCUGGAAGUAGAACAGAGAGAGAGAGAGACCCCUGAGGUUCCAGUGUAAAACUGUGAGAGAGAGGCCCCUGAGGUUCCUGUGUACAAGGACAAUAUUAAUCAAUAUAGCUUUUAAGGCUGAAGAGAACACUACAUGUUUUGAAAAGGUAGUUGUGCAUUAUACAUUGUUGGAUAUUUAGGACGUAGUGUACUGUUUCAAAUACUCAUUUCGAUGUCUCACUAUGGGAUACGCCUGGGCGUGUCCAUAAGCUCAAAGUAACCAAUCACAAAGUUAGCUGUUGAGAUUUGGUUAGCCAUUGCCGCAAGGCUUUGGCUAACUUGGCUAACUAGAUGCAAGGCUAGCUAACCACACAAAGGGCUAGCUCUUGCCGCAAGGCAUAAGCUAACCUGUGUAACUCGCCACAAGGCUAGCUACAACAAAGAAAGUAUGCACUUUUUCCGGCUAGCGGUGUUCUAACCAGCUAGGCUAUAAGCCACGAGGCGAACGCUAGCUAGCUUACACUGCACAAGGAAAACUAUUUCUCAGAGCAAUGGAGCUUGCUGCCCCUGCUCAGGGAGAACCUGGCAGGCCGCCUGCCCCAGCCCCAGAACCGGCACACCCGUGCGGGGCUAUGAUAGUAGGGAGGAGGAAAUGGAAUACAGGGUCCUCGAAUCACUGUAUCACACCGAAAUAGUGGACGAGGAAAACGAGCACGUCGAUAUCGAUGAGGAAGAAAUACUCAAAAUUGAUGAGGGAGAGGAGGAAGGGGAGACUCAAGCCCGCGACUCGAGGCCCUCCUCCAAUCUCAGUGCAGCGUCGGCACCCGAUGAAACUUUCUGGUUUAUCAAUGUCUGUAAACAGGCAGAGGCCAGGCUUGGUAAAGCCCACACCCAUAGCGGUGACCCAAAACUUUCUCUCAGCACUGCGUCACUGGAGGAGCCCCUGGAUCUUCGUCUCUGGCAUUCCCCUAGGGGUAGUGUCAUCGAGGAAGGUAGUGACGACAGAUGCGUCACUCACAGGGUGGGGCGCAGUUCACAAUGGUAGAGCAAUAAACUGAUUAUGGUCCCCACAGCUCCGCCACGCUCAUAUAAAUUACCUUGAACUGCUGACAGUGCUUCAUGCAUUGAUGCACUUUCUGCCCUUCUUUCGGAAUUGUCACGUCCUUGUCAGGACAGACAAUAUAACUAUGGUGGCAUACAUCAACUGCCUGGGUGGUACAAGCUUUCUGCAUCUACACAGACUAUCUUUCAAGAUUUUUCUGUGGAGCAGCGCACACCUACUUUCACUAUGCGCAACUCAUGUCCCAGGCGUAUGGAAUGUGGGAGCAGACUUGUUGUCCAGAGGGAAUUCCCUAAACGGCAGUGGAUGCGCCUCAGAGGAGGAAGGGGAGGACCAUCCUACUCAGUGAAAUAACAAAAUAAAAAAAGUUAUCAUUUUCAGAUAAAACUAUACUAAAUAUGUAGCCAAAUAACUGAUUAAAACACACUGUUUUGUAAUGAAAGUCUACUGUAGCCUCAACAACACCCUCUAUGGUAGCACCAUGGUAUAGCUGGAGGACAGCUAUUUUAUGUUCUCCUCUUGGUACAAUAACCAAUACAAAACCUAGGAGGCUCAUGGUUCUCACCCCCCUCCAUAGACUUAGACAGUAAUUAUGAUGACUUCUGGAGGACGUCCUCCAACCUAUCAGAGCUCAUGCAGUAUGAACUGACAUUGUCCAUCAAAUCAAAGGAUCAGAGAAUGCAAGCAUACGCUACAGCUUGCUAGCACUGCAGUGCAUAAAGUGUGGUGAGUAGUUGACUCAAAGAGAGAGAAAGACAAUAGUUGAACAGUUUUAAAUAAACUAAUUUCUUCAAAAAUUAAGGAGAAGCAGCAGAGAGAGAGCUAGCUAUAUUUCUAUGUAUUUUUUCUUCUUAGUUGAUGUCAUACUUACUUAGCUAGUGCAGCUACUUUAGCCUACUCAACAACCUGACUCAAACAGAGAGGAAUGCUAUUUUUGUUAGCUAGCUGGCUAUCUAUCACUGCUACAAAAUUGUCCUCCCUAAUAUUAAACGGCACCUACCACCACUGCUAUAUGACUGGAGACCAUCUCCAGGUGGUGAACCAGAUCUGGGAGAGAUAAGGUCUCGCCACCGUAGAUAUCCUGCAUUGCUCAAAGACACGCACUGGCCAUUGUUCUUUGCUAUAGUGAGAUAUGCACCACUGGGGCACACCCUUGGCCAAGAGUGAUGCUCUUCGCAUUUCCUCCUCUAUGCUUGAUUCUUCCCACUCUGAACAGCCCCUCGAUGGCCAGGCAGACUGGUUAGCGGAGAUCAUUCUCCUGCUUUACGACGAGCCCUGGCACUUUCCGUUACGCAGGGAUCUGUUGGGACCCAGGCGAAUGGAGAGAUUUUCCACCAUGACCUGGAAACCCCCUGGCCUUGCUCGUGAGAGGAUCAAUCUGAAUGCCUGUGAGAGGAUAAAUCUGAAUGCGACAGGCUUGCCUCUCGGAGUCAUUGAGACUAUCGAGAGCACAAGAGCCCCUUCUACACGCUUACUGUUUGGAAAAAUGUGGUGCAUUUUUUAGAAGUAGUAUGACUUAAAACAGUUAAUUCCCUACCAAUGCUCUGUAUCCUAGGUCGUAUGCUUCUUUUAAGGACCUUUUGGACAGAGGGAAGGCGUUUUCCACUGUUAAGGUCUAUUUAGCCGCUAUCUCGACCUGUCAUAUAGGCUUUGUCAAAACACAGUUGCGAAACACCCGCUGUUGUGUUGUUUCAUGAGUGUGCGCUGUGCACGUCACUUACGCCCAGUCUUCAAACCUUUAGCCCCAUCUAUUGUGCUUGAGGCAAUUUCUCAGCAACCCUUUGAGCCGCUGGAAAGCGUGCAGAUAAAAUAUCUCUCCUGCUAAUUACCCUUAUAUCCGCCGAGUAAGUGAGUGAGCUGCAUGCACUCAGUCCACCAUUAGUUCCUACAGUUUGCCCCGGGGUUUUCCAAGGUAAUGUUGUUACCCAACCCCGCCUUUAUGCCUAAGGUCAGCAGCAAUUACAAUUGCCUCGUCUCACACCGCGUGCACACAGCUUGCAUCAAGUUAUAUGCAUUCCAGCUGAAGUCCAUUCAUUUCAAUGGGAUACAGUCCACACCGCUGCAAUUCAUCUGCCUUGCGUGCAGUGUAUCGCAUGCAUUGGAUUUCAGAAGUAGUGUAGAAACCACCGAAGUAGAGAAACCACCGAAGAAGGUGCUUGUGUGUAGCUGUCAGCUAUGGGAUAGCAACAAGAUAAAAAAUAUAUAUAUUCAUUAUUUGCUAGUGAAAUCUGCACGGUAUUUAGGGUAUUUUUAAGAAAAAAAUUGGGGGGACAUUUUGGUAUAUAUAGGCUAGCUCACUGAAAAGUUUUCAUUCAUCUACUACAAUGAGAUCAAAGUAGUUAAAAAAAAAUGUUUUACCUUUAUUUAACCAGGUAAACCAGUUGAGAACAAGUUCUCAUUUAAAACUGCAACCUGGCCAAGAUAAAGCAAAGCAGUGCGAUAAAAACAACAACACAGAGUUACAUAUGGGGUAAAACAAAACAUAAAGUCAAGAAUACCACAGAAAAUAUGCAAAUGAGCAAAAUAAAUAACAAUAUGGGGAUGAGGUAGUUGAGUGGGCUAAUUUCAGAAGGACUGUGUAAAAGUGCAGUGAUCGGUAAGGUGCUCUGACAACUGAUACUUAAAGUUAGUGAGGGAGAUAAGAGUCUCCAGCUUCAGAGAUUUUUGCAGUUCGUUCCAGUCAUUGGCAGCAGAGAACUGGAAGGAAUGGUGGCCAAAGGAGGUAUUGGCUUUGGGGUUGACCAGUGAGAUAUACCUGCUGGAGCGCAUACUACGGGUGGGUGUUGCUAUGGUGACCAAUGAGCUAAGAUAAGGCAGAGAUUUGCCUAGGAGUGAUUUAUAGAUGGCCUGGAGCCAGUGGGUUUGGCGACGAAUAUGUAGUGAGGACCAGCCAACAAGAGUGUACAGGUCACAAUGGUGGGUAGUAUAUGGGGCUUUGGUGACAAAACGGAUGGCACUGUGAUAGACUACAUCCAAUUUGCUGAGUGGAGUGUUGGAGGCUAUUUUGUAAAUGACAUCGCCGAAGUCAAGAUUCGGUAGGAUAGUUUGUUUUACGAGGGCAUUUUUGGCAGCAUGAGUGAAGGAGGCUUUGUUGCGAAAUAGGAAGCUGAUUCUAGAUUUAACUUUGGAUUGGAGAUGCUUAAUGUGAGUCUGGAAGGAGAGUUUACAGUCUAACCAGACACCUAGUUAUUUGUAGUUGUCCACAUACUCUAGGUCAGACCCGUCGAGAGUAGUGAUUCUAGUCGGGUGGGCGGGUGCCAGCAGCGUUCGAUUGAAAAGCAUGCAUUUAGUUUUACUAGUUGAGGAAGCUCCUGCUCAUUCCCUAGUACAGUAGGGCCCAGAGGCGCCCUAGGUUUUCUGGGUCCACCCACUGCUACAGACCAGAAAAUCAGCACGGGGAGUACCAUCGGCUGGUCAUGGAAUUCGGACUGAGUUCCGACGCUACUUUCGACUUGACCGGGGCCAGUUUGACCUCCUACUCACCAAGAUAGGAGCAAGCGUCGCGAGGAUGAAGACCAACUACCGCGAGCCCAUCAGUCCCGCUGAACGACUCGUAAUUUGUCUCUGUUCAUUUGUGUACCCACAUUAUGUAUAUACUUAAUUAAUAGUUGCCACAAAAUUGCUCAUGGUAAAUGAGACUAUCGACAUUGUAAGCUAAAAUGUACUAGUAUCACGUUUCAGGAGAAGACCCAGAUGCAGACAGAGGCGAAGUAACAAAGGUUUAUUACAAAAACAGGGGGCAGGCAAAGGACAGGUCAAUGGCAGGCAGAGGUCAGUAAUCCAGGUCAGAGUCCAAAAGGUACAGAACGGCAGGCAGUCUCAGGGUCAGGGCAGGCAGAAUGGUCAAAACCGGGAAACCAGGAACUUGAGAAACGCCAGGAACAAGAGGAAACCCACUGGUAGCCUUGACAGAACUAAACGAACUGGCAACAGACAAACAGAGAACACAGGUAUAAAUACACUGGGGAUAUUGGGGAAGAUGGGCGACGCCUGGAGGGGGGUGGAGACAAUCACAAAGACAGGUGAAACAGAUCAGGAUGUGACAACUAGCCUAUAAUGAGUUUGUGUCAUGUCUACACCCGCUCCCCCGCUCCAGCGCUCGACGUCGCCGGUUUACUAACCAUUAUUACGCACACCUGCGCCCCAUCAUUAGGCACACCUGGACUUCAUCACUACCCUGAUUACUUCCCCUAUAUCUAGGACUCUGUAGCAUUUCUCACCAUGCAGUGUUGGUUUUGUUUUCAUGUCAGACGCUCAUCUUGUUUUGUAUUGCACCAUGUUUGUUUAUAUUAAACUCAACACCAGCUUCCUGACUCCCUGCGUCUCCAUUUGGUAUAGCUUACAAUACAAUACAACAUGGAUGAAACAAUAGUUUGCCAGAUUAUAAUUAAUUUAUAACGAGGCAAUGGUGAAUAGACUAGGCCUACUGAUUAGAUUGAAUGUACGUAGCAGGGGGUAGGCUAAAUAAUAACAUAAUAUCAACAUUCAUUGUUUCUUUAUUAGCAGAUUCCUUGCAACUGGUGACUCGUUCCGGACCAUUGCAUUCAGCUACAGUGUGGGCUGGUCCAAAGUGGCAAACAUUGUGUCCACAGUGAAGUAA
Molecule: messenger RNA, 16000 nt
Organism: Coregonus sp. 'balchen'
Lineage: Eukaryota; Metazoa; Chordata; Actinopteri; Salmoniformes; Salmonidae
Source: the annotation of a GenBank genome assembly